Gregarina niphandrodes is the source of this 1179-nucleotide messenger RNA. RefSeq names its product inosine-5-monophosphate dehydrogenase. NCBI's taxonomy places the organism in Eukaryota, Apicomplexa, Conoidasida, Eugregarinorida, Gregarinidae. Gene Ontology annotation, molecular function: IMP dehydrogenase activity. The record is from RefSeq and is a predicted model, not a curated record. Gene Ontology annotation, biological process: GTP biosynthetic process. The transcript has a single exon. Bases 1 to 1179 code for a protein of 392 amino acids.
AUGUCGUACCAAGAAGGACUGACGUUCGACGACGUGUUGAUGUUGCCCAACUACUCGGAGGUGUUGCCGCAUGAGGCGCUGUUGCACACACGUUUGGCAGGUGAUAUCCAGUUGAACUUGCCGCUUCUGUCGGCGGCGAUGGACACGGUGACGGAAAGUGGUAUGGCCGUGGCCAUGGCGGCCGCAGGUGGGUUGGGUUUCAUCCACAAGAACAUGACGGCUGAGCGACAAGCGGCCGAAGUGAAGGCCGUCAAAACUGCGCCCGUCCCCGAGGGCGCGGAACACGCGGCUGUUGAUGCCCGUGGCCGGUUACGUGUCGGAGCCGCUCUCGGAUGCGCUGCAGACACUCUAGACCGUGCACGGGCACUCGUGGACGCAGGAGUCGACAUUUUACUGGUUGACUCCUCGCACGGCCAUAGCAAGGGCGUCAUGGAAACGAUCCGCAAACUGAGGGCGCUGUUCCCCAACAGGAAAGCGUCUGAUAGACAAGCCCAUGACUCCGUUCCGGACGACUCGGACUACAGCCGGCCCAUUCCCCUAGUGGGCGGUAACGUGUGCACUCAGGAAGGUGUUGUGGCACUGGUAGAGAGCGGUGCAGACUGUGUUAAGGUGGGAAUUGGUCCGGGAUCCAUCUGCACGACGCGCGUCGUCACCGGCGUUGGUUGUCCCCAAUUUACGGCAGUGAGCGAGUGUGCGAAAGUUGCACGGGAAUUAGAUAUCCCCAUUAUUGCAGACGGCGGGAUGCGCUUUUCCGGCGACAUCACCAAAGCACUGGCAGCAGGCGCCUCUUCAGUCAUGAUGGGCUCCAUGUUCGCUGGGACUGCUGAGGCGCCGGGUGAGCUGAAACAAAUCGACGGACGAGCCUUCAAGGUCUACCGCGGCAUGGGCAGCGAAGGCGCCAUGCGACAAGGCAGCGCCGACCGGUACUUCCAGACCACCGCUCGCAAACUCGUACCCGAAGGCGUGGAAGGACUCAUCCCCUUCAAGGGACAUAUGGAAGAUACCGUCUACCAAAUUACUGGUGGCCUUCGCUCGUGCAUGGGCCUGGUAGGAUGUAAAUACAUUACCGACAUGUGGACUAAAGUUAGGUUCACAAAAAUAACUGCCGCUACCUUGAAGGAAUCCCACCCCCACUCGCUCACCAGCAUCAAAGCCGCAGCCAACUACCAGCUUGCAUGA